GGCUCGAUUUAAGGACAUCUUGAAAGAUGAAGCAGCUUAUGUAUUUAUGGAUCGAUGUGAUUGGGGCAAAUGAGGAUUUUCUCUGUUUUACUAUGAAAACAUCGUAUGUGAAUGUGGUUGGGGGGGGUGGGGGGGAGAAGCUGAGAAACCCCACAACCUCUGUUUACUGCUCUGCGCAUGCUCAGACUGCGCUCCCCCUUUUUUUUUUUUUUUUUUUUUUUUUUUUUUUUAUUAAUUUUUAAUGGAAAAUGGCUGCGUUCCUUAUCCAAACCGCUGGAGCUGGGAAAUGAUAAUAAAAAGCUGUCUAACUGAUCCAUCUUUCGUCUCAUCCUCGUUCACGGCGAAACAAUUCGAUGUGGUGAUUACAAGCUAGCAAGUCGAUGUCCUGUGGUGCGAAAAAGAAAUAGGAAAAUGGACCUACUCACGCUUUGAGGGAUGAAAGAUCAUUUUGCUCCUUAACCCUUUCUGCUCCGAGAUCUGCGAACAAUCGAGCAGAAGAUGAUGCGCCAGGUGACAACCAGUGACUUCUGCAUGAGUAGCAGGCCGUCUUGCCUUGCUGAAGAUGGCCACCACCCUGCCUCUCACUUUGACCUGUGCACGUCACAGUCCAGCAAGUUCUAUCCUCCUCCCCCUCCAACAUCCCUGCAGAUGACGCUGGCUCCCAUGGCCUUACCCACCCAGAGCCACAAGCCCAUGGUGUGCCAGAGACAGGAUGUGCUCGGGGGUGACCCACGCUCGCCUGGAAAAAUACCAGGCUUGAAAUCCACCGAGCAAGCGCCGGAUGACGGCAAGAAGAAAAGCAAAAGUGUUGGGAAGUCGGGGAGACGCGGGAGGCCAUUGGGAACAACCAAGCUGGCUGGGUACAGAACCAGCACUGGGCGACCUCUCGGCACCACCAGAGCCGCUGGGUUCAAGACGAGCCCGGGAAGGCCGCUCGGCACAACCAGAGCCGCGGGGUAUAAGGUCAGCCCCGGAAGGCCUCCUGGCAGCAUCAAAGGCCUCUCGCGCCUCAACAAACUGGCUUAUAGUAGCACCUGCAGCGGAGCAGCUUUCCCUUAUCCGCUGCCACACAAAGACAUCCUCUGUGAAGCUCCAUGCAAAGAGAAGACAGCUACUGAGUAGAGGCUCUGCUCUUUUUCCACUUCACCCUUGACUGCUGGAAUAAUAGACACGUGCAGGUUUCCUGCUGCAUAUCGGAGGUGAUGGUAAUAUUUCCCAAUCUCCUUUGAGGCUGAGAGGAGGAGUUUUCUUUUUUCAUUUUUUAAAAUAUUCGUAUUGUUGUCAUUUGCGUGCCUGUCACCUGAUUUAAUUACCAUUGGUUUUUCUGUGCUACUGCUGGAGAUCUAUGGUGUGUUAACGGUUUCACUCCACAUCGCUGUGUGUUUUCUUGGGAACAAAAAGAGAUGUUCGGUGGACAAGAGGUUUUUAUCUUGACAACUGUAGUAGUAGCUUAAUUUCUAGUGUUAUAUGUAGCAUUUUAAUACCAAUGAAACAUUCAUGUAAAGAUAUUUGUUUUGAUCUUAAUGCUAUCGUCAAAAGAGACUUUUUUUCUUGAGAGGCUUGAUAGCAACAAUUAUGUAAAAUCUGUUGGGCUGCGACAAAACGAGGAGAGAAUGUACUUUUACUGUUCAUCAUGUCACAGCUUGAAAUCUGAAUUAGAUGUUAUGCAUUUUCAUUCUUACUUUUAUUCAAACAGGUGAAAAAUCAAGGCAAGGCAGAUGAAGUUUUACUCAGCUCUACAAUCAACACUAAAGACAGGACUCUUCUGGACGAUGUGGUAGUCUCCUUUCUGUAAACAUCACUUUGCCAAAUGUCUGUGUGUCAGUUGCAUGCAAAUGUCUCCAAAACACCCGACUUAACUUCUGAUUAGGAGAAGAUUGUUGAUUCUAUUAGAUUUUUUUUUACAUGAUGAGCAAAUAUUCAGCUCUCCCUGCUUUUCUGUCCAGCGCUGCACAUUUCUGACUGUGGACUGACUGGUUGCUGAGAACUGGAAAAUGUUUGGAUGUACGCUGUUAUCAGCAGAUUCGAAUAGAUUCUGAAUCACUCUUAAUGACUGAGGUUCAGGAUCACUGAUCUUGGCCACUAGAGACACAAGCAAGCAGCUGUUGCAGGAGUUCUCACUGUAGCAUUAAUAAUUUCCUUUUUCAUAUAAAAAAAUGGCUUUUUGACUCCAAUUUUGUCAGCUUGUUUGGGACUGGGUUCAGCUUGGAAACUUUUUAUACUGGUAUGUGUUACAGUGCAGAUACCCAUGCAAUGUUUUUCUACUCAUUUAAAUUCAUCUCACCUCAUAGCAACAUAAUAAAGAACUUCACCUUAAUAAAAUAGGUCCUUAAUAAGCAAAAUGUGUCUUUAAAAUCAGGAGUUAUCAGAGGGAAAAGUAAGGCUAAAAUGUAAUCAUGCUUUCUGUACCAGCUCUUUGUACCUGAUUCUUUUCUUUUACUCUCGUUGCUACGGAGACAUUUUCUUUUUAGUCGUAAAAAAAACAAAGAAAGACAUUUUCCAGGUGACCUCUGUUGUCCCAGUAUUGUCCUACAGCUUUACUUUGCGGUUGCUGUUUUUACACUCCCAGCUGUUUGAAUGAAACGUGGUCUAAUGUAAACAUGUGGCAGUCUUAAUGUGUAUUUACAUAUUUAGAAAGAAAAAUACAACAUAGCUUUACUUUAAAAGGGAUCAUUGUCACGUCGUAGCUUAGGUUUGUCCCCCAAAGCACUUCUUUAUAUAUUUUAGUUGCCACUUUAUUUGUAAGAAUAAAAACUGGAUGACCAAUCACAUACAAGUUUAAAUUGAGAUGUAUUUGUCUUGAUAUUACGCUAGACCCAAGACAAGGAAUAGAAAAGAAAAUAGUUUGCAAAUGUCAUAAAUGUUUCUGUAAAUGCACUGACUAAAAAUGGUAGAGGAGUUACAAUGUAAUGAUGGAACUUAUUUUCAAAAACUUUAAUUAAAUGUGAUAAUUGUCAAAGUAUCUUAAUUUCAUCCUUGCCCAGAAAAUAUUUAGAACAUACAUGUGUGGAUUUGCAUUUUAAUUAUAAAUAGUAAAAAGUGAUAGACCAUUACUGACAUGGCUGUAGUUUCUUUACCUGUCUUUAACAAUAACAAUCAGAUUAUUAUUACUUUUAGAUAUUGCUUUUUAAAAUUACAAAACUAACUGUGGGGAAACCUGAUGUUUACAUCCUGAUAUAAAAACAUUCAGAAAUGGGGAAAUUUAUUAAUUUUGCUUGUUUAAUAUGUUUUUUUUUUUCACAACACAUGUAACACUUCUGUAAAUACAAUACAGAUCACAUAAUGUCAAAUAUAUCCUUGGACAUCUUAUUCAAGUUAGAUAAUGUGGCAGGUUCUUUUUCUUUGCUGUUUAUUUAUUAUAACCUCCCAUAAUUGAUUUUUCAGAAAAUGUAAAAGUACAAGAGCUUCUUGUAAGUUGCUCUUGUCCAACACAAUUAAAAUUUGGUGCAAUAAUAUGUUUGAUGUAUCGUAGGCUACUGCUAAAACCUUUUAGCCACCACUUUUUAUUAUUAUUGUAUUUUUGAACUUGCAUACAGGGCCUUUCAUGUAUUGAUGAUUUGCGUCAUGUAAAACAAACACAUUGGAAAUGCCACACAGGCAUCUACUUAACCAAAGAAUGUGACACCCUACAGACAUGACAAACUAACCUUAGCGAAAGUUGCUCUGUAAAUGAAAGAUAAAACAGCAUUCACAGCGUGUUAAUCUAAAACAAUAUGAUUGUUGGGAUCAAAUGAUUGCAUCUGAUGCUCAAGUAAUAAAAAUGUUAGUUUCUUGAAUGCGUUGUAAACUACACAGAUCAUGUAAACUUCUUUAUGUUUUAGUGUUUUAGUUUUUAUACCAUCUGUUCUGCUUUUAAAGUAACUUCCCUUUUAUAUUAAAAAAUUGUGUGUAGACAUAAUUGAUAUUUAAUUGAUACUUUUUUCCUUUUAUUUGUCAACGUGGUGGCUAAUGUGGUGCCUGGUUGUCUCCCAUUCAGAUUUAUUUUACAGUGUUUGUGUCUGAAAGGCUGAAGUUUCUAGCUUGUAAUGUUUAUAGAACAACACUUGGAAGAUGGAUGGACUGUUAGCUGGAUAGCAGAAUUUUGAAAUGACAACUAAAAGAAAAAAGCAUAAACAACUGAAUUAAUAAUGGGUAUUGCUUAAAGCUUACAAAGACAGUUGAUGUUGAUAUCAGAGGCGUCCCAUUUGAGCCUCAUUUAACUUCAUUUUAAAUUCCACCGUUAAGUUAGUUUAUGUUAGGCUAACCUGUGCAACCUAUUGGGUCUUUCUUAUAUAUAAGAUGUUAGUUAUUUCCCCACAUUGUAGACUAACUUGAAAUAUAGUCACGUAUUGGGCUGUUCCCUUCCUAAUUUUUUAUUUUAACUCUUAAACACCAUCAACAGAGGCUUUACAGCAGCUUAUUAGGUGCUAAUAUCUAACUAUGAUUAAAAAAUUGUCUUUUUAACUGCUGUG
This is a messenger RNA of Melanotaenia boesemani (Boeseman's rainbowfish), 4451 nucleotides long. It is a transcript of the gene c15h5orf24, whose product is annotated as chromosome 15 C5orf24 homolog. NCBI's taxonomy places the organism in Eukaryota, Metazoa, Chordata, Actinopteri, Atheriniformes, Melanotaeniidae. The record is from RefSeq and is a predicted model, not a curated record. The coding region runs from base 499 to 1122 and encodes 207 amino acids. The transcript has 2 exons.